GAUUUUGAAAACAAUCCGUGCGGAACUGUAGCGCGGGACGAAGUUUCCGGGGGACGGAUUAGAGGCGCACACCAGGCGCCAAGAUCAGUGUUCUCAGUGUAUAGGUGACUAUAGGUGGAACAACAGAGCCCAGCAUGCCAGCCAGGAGGUCACUGCGAUUGGACGCCUCAGAAAGCAACAAGAAUGAGAAGACCAAAACGAAAACCACACAAGACCCCAGCUCUUACUCCCCACUGACCGGCACACGGAAAAUGAGCCCCCCUUCAGUGUCUAAACGGAGAGCAGCAGUGGUGCCCAGGCAGGGCAGGCGGCCAGAUAACACCGACCAUGCUAAGUCCGCAGCGCCAGGAAAGUCCAGCAGAGGGCAGUCUGCCACAGAAGACAAUUCUGAGCUCCUGGAGCUGUUUUCCCGAGUUGAGAAAUCAUUGGGAGCCUUUGUGAAAAUGAGACAAGGACUGAAGAAUCUGCAGGCUUUAGAGGGCAGCAGAGAGCUGGGAACUGUCACUGGAAGCCAUCAGCCGGCACUAGAUCUACAGACUGAGAUGCAGAGAGCGAAAGUUCUGAUAUGUGAAGUUAGAAAACUGAAAAUGCAGCCGAGUACUAGCUAAUGAUGGUCUCUUAUUCUGCCUGUUGAGAUGUCCGUCUUUCAGGAUCCAGCGAUUCUCCGCGAUGAGCUGCAGUAUUGCAAUUCCAGUCUGUAAAAGUGCUGUUUUGAAUAAAGAUGGACCGUAACCUGCUCUUUCUGCCGCAGAUCCCCGUACAUAGGGGGUCAUUCCGAGUUGAUCGCAGCCAGCAACUUUUUGCUGCUGCUGCGAUCAACUAGUCCACGCCUAUGGGGGAGUGUAUUUUAGCUUAGCAGGGCUGCGAUCGCUUAUGCAGCCCUGCUGAGCUUAAAAAAUUUCAAGCACAAGUAGACCAGCCCUGGACAUACUUACCUUGUGCGACGAUCUUAGCGAUGCAGGAGCCAGCUUUGACGUCAGAUAUCCGCCCUCCGUUCUUCUGGACACGCCUGCGUUUUCCAAUCCACUCCCCGAAAAUGGCUGGAAACGCUGUGGAGACGCCCAGGUCCGCCUUCUUCCUGUCUAUCUUCUUUGCUGUCUGCGACCGCUUCCUUCUCAAGACGCGACGUAACCGCCGGGCAACGUCGCGCACUGCGGCUGCCGCGCAUGCGCAUUCUGCACCCGUUCGCACCGCAGCGAGAAACCGCUGCGUGCGAACGGGUCGGAAUGACCCCCAUAAGCUCUGCUAGCGCACGUUACUUGUGUUCCCUGCUGGGCUCCAUCAUUGUAUUGUGAGACGGUGAUUGAAGGGGGGAAAGCGGAUUGUGUUAAUGUGAUCGCAUUGGGGAAGUCCAUUCUUAGGGUAAACCCGUCUGCAGCCCGUUGUCUAACUAGGAACCAUCAACAUCCCUUACGCACAGCCCAGCUAAUGUUCCCAAGCCCCAACUAAUAUAGAAAUAUGAGGUUAGGGUUCCUCAUGUGCUGCUGAUACUAGUUUUACCUGUGUGCAGGUGCCAUGACUUUAGUCUGUGUAUACAUAAUAAUACAGUUCACACAUCA
Pseudophryne corroboree (corroboree frog) is the source of this 1559-nucleotide messenger RNA. It is a transcript of the gene ITGB3BP, whose product is annotated as integrin subunit beta 3 binding protein. The record is from RefSeq and is a predicted model, not a curated record. The transcript has 9 exons. NCBI's taxonomy places the organism in Eukaryota, Metazoa, Chordata, Amphibia, Anura, Myobatrachidae. Gene Ontology annotation, cellular component: nucleoplasm. Gene Ontology annotation, biological process: CENP-A containing chromatin assembly; regulation of DNA-templated transcription. The coding region runs from base 135 to 608 and encodes 157 amino acids.